Molecule: messenger RNA, 1422 nt
Organism: Lachnellula hyalina
Lineage: Eukaryota; Fungi; Ascomycota; Leotiomycetes; Helotiales; Lachnaceae
Product: Gamma-glutamylputrescine oxidoreductase
Exons: 4
Coding region: 1-1422 (473 amino acids)
Cellular component (GO): cytoplasm
Molecular function (GO): oxidoreductase activity
Source: RefSeq, a predicted model, not a curated record
AUGUCCCCACCACCAGCGCCUUCGUAUCCUCCUCCCUUCCCGUGGCCGAGCUCUACACUUCCAUUCUGGAGGACAGAACUACAUGAGCUGGAUAGCGCGCGAACAACACCAGAGCUACCAAAAGAAACCGAUGUGUUGAUCAUUGGAGCUGGCUAUAGUGGAGCCUCGACUGCGUAUCACCUCUGUGACGAUAACCCGUCACCGCCAUCCAUUGUGAUCCUAGAAGCACGUCAAGCAUGUUCCGGGGCAACGGGGCGGAAUGGCGGGCAUCUGAAGCCGGACGUGUAUUUCAACAUUCGGAAAUACAGCGAGAAGUACGGGGCCCAAGAAGCCGCGGAAGUGGCGCGCUUUGAGGCUUCUCAAAUCUUCGCCGUCAAGGCUCUUGUUGAGAAAGAAAAGAUCGAUUGCGAUUUUGUUCUUACUCGCGCCAUAGACGUUACUUUUGAUCCGGAGCUUGCUAAGAAGUCGAAAGAUGAUUACGAUUUCCUGGUCAAAGCUGGCGUAGCUUCUCUAGAUGAUGUGCAAUACACGUCAGGGAAAAACGCGGAAGGAGCAUAUCUCAAGGUUUCGGGAGUCAAAGGCGCACUCUGUGCGUUCAGCUUUACCGCCGGUCACGUCUGGCCCUACAAGCUAAUCAUGGCUCUCUUGAGCAUUGUUGUGGCCAAAGGUGUCAACCUCCAGACACACACGCCUGUAACGAGCAUAUCCGAUACUCCUGAUUCAGAGGGCCGGUGGACGGUGACCACCUCCCGCGGCUCCAUCAAAGCCAAAAAGGUCGUCCUUGCUUCUAAUGCCUAUACCUCUGGCAUAGCCCCGCAGUUCGCCAAUAAGAUUGUCCCCGUGCGCGGAAUCUGUAGCCGUAUCACAACGCCAGCAAACAAGCCAGCACCAACUCUCGUCAAUACUAUGAGCCUCCGGUAUAAGGCCAAUCAGUAUGACUACCUGAUUCCGCGCACCGAUGGUAGCAUCAUCGUCGGCGGCGCAAAGCAGCAGUUCUGGUCGGAUCCAACGCACUGGUAUGGUGUAACAGAUGAUAGUAAGCUGAUUGAGCCCGCAAAGAAUUAUUUCGAUGGCUUGAUGCAGCGGCAUUACAAGGGCUGGGAAGACAGCGGCGCGUAUACUGAUAAAGUUUGGACUGGAAUUAUGGGAUAUAGCUCGGAUUUCAUGCCAUAUGUAGGCGACGUACCAGGAAAGCCAGGCCAGCUGGUUGCGGCUGGUUUUAGCGGACAUGGUAUGCCACUUAUCCUGCUAUCAACUAAAGGUAUUGCGCAGAUGAUUUUGCAUGGGAAGAAGUUCGAGGAGGUUGGCAUACCAAGUAUCUUCAAGGCUACCCAAGAGCGUCUUUCUUCCCAGACGAACGACAUUCUCUCUUUAGCUGCGCCGGAAACACCUCCUAUAAUGCCGGCUGUAUCGAAGUUAUGA